AUGAUGUCUUUAAAGGUUGGGGUAUUAUAAAUGCUAAAUUAAUCUUUAACAUUCAAGGAAGAAUUCCAUAAUGUCCAGAAAACUAUAAUUAUUUUUUUAGUGAAUUUUAAACUGAAAUGUGUUUAACCAAUAUACAAUCAAGGUAAUAUAUUGGCUAAUCUAUAGGAUGUUACUGUUGUUUCGGCUACAAUUGAUAGAUUAUGUAAAGAAAGAAAUGGGAAAUUUUAAGUUUAUAUAUCACCAUAAUCACAAUCUCAUUUGAUAAAUUGA
This is a messenger RNA of Paramecium tetraurelia, 270 nucleotides long. RefSeq lists its product as uncharacterized. The record is from RefSeq and is a predicted model, not a curated record. NCBI's taxonomy places the organism in Eukaryota, Ciliophora, Oligohymenophorea, Peniculida, Parameciidae. The transcript has a single exon.